UCUCUGUAGCUGCACAGGCUUCAUGGAGAUCCAGGACUCUUUGGAGGACUCCACCUUGCUGCAGUUUGUCAGUGACAUAAACCUGGUGGAGUUAGAUUUAGGACUGACUGAAACGGCAGCCUGCGCCCAGACUGAGCUUCAUCUGACGGACCCACCGAGAUGCUUCAACCGCCUCAGCCAGGGGAAGUCCAGACGGAGGAGGAUCAUCACUGUGGUCCAGCGGCAGGCGGCAAACGUGCGGGAAAGGAAGCGGAUGUUCAGCCUGAAUGAAGCCUUUGACGAGCUGAGGAGGAAAGUUCCCACGUUUGCGUACGAGAAGAGGCUUUCACGCAUCGAGACUCUACGCUUGGCCAUCGUCUACAUCUCUUUCAUGACAGACUUGCUGGAGAACACCUGAGUGUGCACUUGAAAUCACGUUUUCAAGUCUUGGUGGGACAAAAGACAUUCAAUGAGGUGCAGGUUCUCCGCGUUUGGAUGACUUUCUUUCUUUACGCAUGGUUAUUUAAAGCCUUUAAUUCAACAGUAGAAGGCUAGAGACGUCUUUAAUUAACACAAAUUAUUCUUAACAAUUAUUUAACAGUAAUUUAACUUUUUUGUUGUUGUAGGAAAUAUUUUUCAAAUGAAGAAGUAUUUUAUUGUUUAGUUGGAUGGACCAACAACACUAAAUUCAGCUUUAUGUUGUGUCUAAAAUAAACAUUUAAUGCUAAAAUUAUGAAUUUGUCUUUUGGAUUUCAUAACUGAUAAAACUCCCCAAAAGUAAUGAUAUAUUAUAUAUGUUUUUGUGAUAUGAUUGAAUUCAUAUUUAUGAGAAAAAAAAAGUAUUUUCCCUUGAGGUUUUUGCUCAAACCGACGAGUUUCAGCACCUCGGAGAGCUGCCGGCUGCUUCCCUCUCACCUGUUCUGCCUCUGACUCUCACCUGAACAGGUGAGGAACAGAGAUCCCCCCCAAAAAGAGACAUUUUAGGUUUGUUUCAAGGUUUUUCAAAGACAGAAUUAAUUGUUCUGCAAUAGAUUACCUUUGAAAUCCUUAUUUUUUCAUUAUAAAGCAAUAUAUUUAGUUAUAACCUUAAAUCAAAUAGGGUAAAAUUGGGGUUGUGGUUCCAAAAACCACUUUCCAUUCACUUGUUGACACACAUUCCCUCUUAUUAGUUUUUCAAGUUCAUCUCUCUUUUUUUUAACAUCCUCCAGUCGUGUCUGGGCUUUCAGCGGCCCUGCUGUGCGCUCGGAUCCGCCCAGAGCGCACCCUGCAGACGCAGCGUCCUUUGAACCUGAGACCCCCCAACGGGGAGUCAGCGCCGUUUACCUCACAUUGAAAAUAAACACCUUGGUUUGCUUAUACGAGCUGGGACGUCCUGCUGGUUCAUCAUCGGGGUCUGAUUGUUUUUCACCACUAUCCCUGCUCCCAUUUCAACAGUUUUCUAAACCCAGAAAAUGUGCUUAAAAAGCAAAGAAUUGGCAGAAAGAUAUAUUUUACAGAGCUGUAAUGUAAUAUCAAAUUCGAUUUAAAAUUAAUGGAAUGUUUAAAAAAAAAAACAAAAGAAAGAAAAAAAAA
Messenger RNA from Oryzias melastigma (Indian medaka), 1551 nucleotides. It is a transcript of the gene ferd3l, whose product is annotated as fer3-like protein. The transcript has a single exon. The coding region runs from base 23 to 397 and encodes 124 amino acids. The record is from RefSeq and is a predicted model, not a curated record. Lineage: Eukaryota; Metazoa; Chordata; Actinopteri; Beloniformes; Adrianichthyidae. Gene Ontology annotation, biological process: developmental process; regulation of transcription by RNA polymerase II. Gene Ontology annotation, molecular function: protein dimerization activity; DNA-binding transcription factor activity, RNA polymerase II-specific; RNA polymerase II transcription regulatory region sequence-specific DNA binding.